Messenger RNA from Clunio marinus, 1489 nucleotides. NCBI's taxonomy places the organism in Eukaryota, Metazoa, Arthropoda, Insecta, Diptera, Chironomidae. The record is from the annotation of a GenBank genome assembly.
AAUUUCGACCGACUGUCCAAAUAAAUUCUGUUCGUAUUUAAAAAAAAAGUUAGAUAAAAAUUGUUUUAUUCAUUAGAACCAUCCAUAAGUACUUAUAUAAAUGAUAAAAUUUCGAGAAAAACCUGAGCUGCCAAAAAUUGAUGACGGAAGAUUGAUAGAAUGUGUCAAAAGACACGACUUUCUUUACAAUACUAAAAGUAUGGAUUACAGAAAUCUUUCGUUAAGGCAAAAGAUAUGGUCUGAUAUUGCAGUCGAGUUAGAUCUUUACAACACAAAUUUUGUUCAAAAACGAUGGAAGGUCUUAAGAGAAAAGUACUCAGUUGCUUAUCGAAAGUACUGUCUGGAUGGAACUAUACCUACCUGGAUUUAUUAUGAAAGUUGUAAUUUUCUUGAACCUCACGUGUCUUUAAAAGCCGAUAAAAAGCUGGUUAAAGAUCUUUUUUUAAUUGAGAAACCAAUAUCAGUAAGAAAAAAAGCUCAAUUAGAUGAGAACUUAUUAAUAGAGCUGAUGAAAGAAAGACCUGCAUUAUACGAUAGACAACAUGAAGAUUUUAGAGUUUCUAGUGUAAGAAAAGAGGCAUGGAUGGAAAUAGCAAACAUAGCAGGACUAGAUGUAAUUACUGUUCAGAAACGAUGGAGAGUAAUGCGAGAUCGCUUUGUACGAGAACUCCGUCGUACAAAGAAAAUUGAAGGAGAAGCACAAAUAGAAUGUUCAUCUUUCUUCCGUGAUAUGCUUUUUCUAGUUCGUCAUGUGAAAGCAAAAACUUAUGAAGCAGCCUUAGAAGGAGAUGCUUCAGAUGCUUUAGGAGAUACCUCAAUGGAUGGAUGGGAUGAUAACGUUGUCGCCUAUGGAAUCGAAGAAAGUGAAGAUAACAAAGAUAUUUUUGCAGCAGACGAAAGAGAACAAGAUGCUUUCGAAGGGAGCAGUCAAAUGUCAACUGAUUAUUAUUAUGAAGAAAUUAUUGAAGAUGGAACAGCUGAAUCUCUUCCGGAAACAGCAGCAGAAGAAGCUACAGAAUCAGUAAAAUUUUCAGAAACAAAUAUAUUUAAAGAUAUCGUAAGAACAACUGACAAAAGCGAAGAAAGUCGUAAGCGCAAAUUAUCUGAAGACAAAUCUGAAGAUACAGAGCAACCAAAAGCAAAACGGGAAAUAGUAAAAUUAUCUAAAUCAACAAACACUCAUGGGAAUCAGCCCCUAUUUGAGGAUGAUGAGGACGCUGCAUUUUGUCGAACAUUAAUUAACUUCCUUCGAAAAUUUCCACCCCACAUAAAAUCAUCCAUUGAACUUGAAAUACUUCAAACCGCCAUGGAUCGAUUCAACCAAUUGAAUUAGAGAAAUAAUUUCUAAUUGAUAUUUGUCUAAGUUUUAAGGUAUAUACCUAAAUAAACUAGAAGUAACUUUAUUUUAUAUUAUUAUUUUUUUUCAAUAAAUUAAAAGUUCGUGAAUACCACUCAAUUCCUGCUCGAUCCUAGCUAGGUAGCCGUUACG